Messenger RNA from Lycium barbarum (goji berry), 5022 nucleotides. Its product is annotated as disease resistance protein RUN1-like. Gene Ontology annotation, biological process: defense response; signal transduction. Gene Ontology annotation, molecular function: ATP hydrolysis activity; ADP binding. The record is from RefSeq and is a predicted model, not a curated record. The transcript is spliced from 6 exons. The coding region runs from base 482 to 4795 and encodes 1437 amino acids. Lineage: Eukaryota; Viridiplantae; Streptophyta; Magnoliopsida; Solanales; Solanaceae.
UUUAGUCAUUAGUAAAGUCGAAGUCAAUGGGGGUACUACUGUGAAGAAAUUGAAACCUCGAGCUCGAGGACGUAGUUUUUCGAUAAAAAGAUCGACCUGUCAUAUAACUAUUGUAAUGAAAGAUAUAUCUUUAGAUGAUGAAUAUGUCGAGAUAGAUUCGUUAAAAAAAAUGAGAUGGAAAAAAAAAAUCUACAGCUAUGAUGUAUCGUGAUAUGUAUAAUAGUGGGGGAUUAUGGGACAAAAAAUAAAUCCACUUGGUCAUACUAGUGUCUUUAAUAAAGUAGUGAGACUUUUCUGCACGAAUUCAAGCCAGUGAAUUUCUAAAGCGGAUAUCACACGCCAAAUAAAAAAAACAAAAAAAAAAUGAAAUUCCUUUUAUAACCCUCUUCCAUUUCAAUUAUACAUACACCAAUACGCCAUAAUGCACAGUACGUACUGCAGCCAAAAAGCAUUUUGACAAUACUGAAAAAACAGCUUAGCAAUGGAGGAAAUCGAGCAGAACGCCAUUACACCUUCACUCACAUCAUUAAGGCUAAAUUACGACGUGUUCUUAAGUUUUAGAGGCGAAGAUACUCGAAAAAACAUCACAAAUAACUUAUACAAUGCGUUAUACUCACAAGGCAUUCGAGUUUUCCGUGACAAUGAAGGAUUAAGUCAGGGCGAUGAGAUCGCACCAGGUUUAAUGGAGGCGAUUAACGAUUCAGCUGCUGCGAUUGCUAUUAUUUCUCCUAGAUAUGCUUCGUCUAGAUGGUGUCUUGAAGAAUUAGCAACAAUUUGUGAGUUGGGUAAACUUGUUUUGCCUGUUUUCUUCCGGGUUGACCCGUCUGAUGUGAGGAGACAGAAAGGGCCAUUUAUGGUUGAUUUUGAGAAUUUAGAAGCAAGAUUUGGAGUUGAAAAGGCUGUGAGAUGGAGAAAUGCUAUGGAAAGAGUUGGUGGGAUUUCUGGUUGGGUUUACAAUAAUAGUGAUGAGUCACAGUUAAUCCAGUCUUUGGUGAAAAGAGUUCUGCAUGAAUUAAGCAAUUCCCCAAUGAUUGUAGCUCCAUUUGUUGUUGGAAUUGAUUACAGUCUAGAAGAACUAAUAAGGCUGUUGGAUGUCAAGCGCAACGGCGUCAAAAUCUUGGGGUUGCAUGGAAUAGCAGGAGUUGGUAAAACAACUCUUUCUAAGGCUCUUUACAAUAAACUUGCUUGUCAUUUUACACACAGGACUUUUAUCUUGAAUGCUAAGGAAAUAGCAACUCAACAAGGCAUUGUGUCCCUUCAGAAGAAAAUCAUACAGGGUCUGUUCCCUAGCAAGCCGUUCUCCUUCUCCCCUAAUAAUGCACAUGACGGAAGAGUAAAAUUCAGGCGAAUGCUGCAAGAAACGCGCAUUCUGCUGGUCUUAGAUGAUGUUGAUUAUGUAAGUGAUGACGUAAACAUACUAGAGGCACUAAUUGGAGGAAAAAAUUGGUUUUUUGAAGGAAGCAGGGUUGUCAUUAGUACUAGAAACAGAGAAGUUUUGCCAGAAGACAUCGUUAACGAGACGUUUGAGAUGAGAGAAUUGGGUGAUACUGACUCACUAAAACUAUUCAGUUACCACGCAUUUAAAAGACCGGAGCUAUCUCCACCUUUUCAUAAUAUAUCCAGGCAAAUUGUCUCAAUCACUGGAGGGCUACCAUUGGCUCUUGAAGUUUUUGGUUCUUUCUUGUUUGAUAAAAGAAGCGAGGAGGAAUGGUUAGAUGCACUAGAAAAGCUAAAGCAAAUUCGCUUACCCCGUCUUCAAGAUAUCUUGAAGAUAAGUUACGAUGGACUUGAUGAUGAAGAGAAGUGUAUAUUUCUGGAUGUUGCAUGUUUAUUUCUUGGUCAACUAGAUAAGAAAGUAGAAGAUGUAAUUGAUGUGAUGAAAGGAUGUGGUUUUAGAGCCAGGAUUGCAUUUGACACAUUAACCGCUAGAUCAUUGAUUAAGGUGAUUGAUGGUGGGGACUUGUGGAUGCAUGACCAGAUAAGAGAUAUGGGAAGACAAAUUGUUAUGGAAGAAGGCCUUUUCAAUCAUGGAAAUCGCAGCAGGCUCUGGGAUGCUGCUGAGGUUUUGAGUGUGUUACAAGAAGGGAAGGGGACACAGCACAUCCAAGGGAUCAUCCUGAAUCAGCAGCAUAAGUCAUCAAAGAUCAAAAGCACGAAAGCAAUUACCAGAGAGCAAUUUCAACAAGCGCCCAGUCUCAGUUCUGCUUUAGCUUACAUUAAAGAGUUAUAUAAACAACAAUUUCAGCAUGAUGCAAAAGAAACCAAUGAGUUGGUAUUGAAGACUGAAGUAUUUGAUCCAAUAGUUAAUCUGCGGCUGCUCCAAAUCGAUAAUGUGAAACUAGAAGGAAAUUUGGGGAAGUUACCUUCUUCACUAAAAUGGCUCCAGUGGAAAAGAUGCAAUCUUUCAAGUUAUUAUUCUAAUGAUUAUCCAAGUGAACUUGCCAUACUUGAUCUCUCAGAGAGCCAAAUAGAGAGGAUUGGAAGCCGGGAAUGGACCCGGAGUCGAAAAAAGGCGGCCAACAAAUUGAAAGUUAUGAAUCUCUCUGAUUGUCAUAAAAUAACAGCUAUUCCUGAUUUAUCCAUGCAUAGAGCACUGGAAAAGUUGAUAGCUGAGCGCUGCAGUGCAUUGCAAAGGAUUCACAGAGCAAUCGGGAAUCUGAAAACUUUAUGUCAUUUAAAUCUAAGAGAUUGCCGCAACCUUGUUGAAUUUCCAAGUGAGGUCUCUGGGCUGAAAAAUCUUGAAAAGCUGAUACUCUCGGGUUGCUCGAGAUUGAAACAGCUGCCUGAAGAUAUAGGCAAGAUGAAAUCUUUACAAGAGCUUCUAUUAGAUGGGACUGCUAUAGAGAAAUUGCCUCAAAGUAUAUUUCGCUUAACAAAACUUGAAAGGUUAAGCUUAAACAACUGCCACUCAUUCAAACGACUUCCCCGGUUAUUAGGAAAUUUAAGUGCUUUGAAGGAACUUUCUCUUAAUGGUUCUGCUGUGGAAGAAGUACCGGAUUCUAUUGGGCAUUUGCAGAACCUUCAUACACUAAGCUUAAUAUGGUGUGGAUCACUUGCUGCUAUUCCCAAUUCUCUUGGCAAGGUCAAAUCUUUAGCAAAUCUCUGGCUUUAUGGCAGUGUGAUAGAAAUUAUGCCAGAUUCUAUUGGUUCUCUAUAUUAUCUUAGGUCCUUAUCGCUUGGAAAGUGUCAAUAUUUGACUGCGUUGCCUGUUUCAAUUAAAGGACUGUCUUCUUUGGUUGAGCUUCAAAUAGAUAACGUGCCAUUCCGUAGUCUUCCUGAUCAUGUUGGAGCCCUUCAUUCACUGAAGACUCUUGAAAUAAGGAACUGUGCGCGCCUUGGCUCGCUUCCUCACUCCAUUGGAGAAUUGUUAGCUCUUAGAACAAUGACUAUUACUAGAAAUGAUGCUAUCACGGAGCUGCCAGAAUCAGUUGGGAAGUUGCAGAAUCUUGUCAUAUUGAGAUUGACCAAAUGUAAGCGACUGUGCAAACUGCCAUCUUCUGUUGGAGAACUGAAGAACUUAGUACACUUGCUAAUGGAGGAGACUGCAGUAACAGUAUUACCUGAAUCUUUUGGGAUGCUAUCGAGCUUAAUGAUUCUUAGGAUGGGAAAGAAGCCUUUCUGCCAGGUACUACAAAGUACUGAAAUCACAGGGUCAGCUACCUAUGCAGAAACGGGAACAGCACCUAUUGUGCUUCCUGCAUCUUUCUCAGAGCUAUCCUUGUUAAAAGAACUUGAUGCACAUGCGUGGAGAAUAGUUGGGAAAAUACCUGAUGAUUUUGAGAAACUAUCAUAUUUGGAGAUCAUCAAUCUUGGUCACAAUGAGUUUUCCCAUCUGCCAUCUAGUCUGAAAGGACUACAUUUCUUGAAAAAGCUUCUUAUUCCCUAUUGCAAACAGCUGAAAGCUCUUCCUCCUCUUCCCUCAAGUUUGCUCGAGAUAGACGCUGCAAACUGUGGAUCACUAGAAAGUAUACAUGAAAUAUCAGAGUUAAAGUUCUUGCGCGAGCUAAACCUUGCGAAUUGCAUGAGUUUGGUAGACAUCCAAGGUGUUGAAUGCUUGAAAUCCUUAAAGAUGCUACAUAUGGCUGGAUGCAAUGUCUCUUGUGCCUCUAUUGUUGGAAGCAAACUUGAUAAGGUUGCUGUGAAGAACUUGGAUAAUUUUAGUAUUCCAGGCACUGAAAUCCCUAGUUGGUUUACUCCAAGCGAGGUGCAUUUCUCAAGGCACGAAAACAAUGAAAUCAAAGCAGUGAUUAUUGCCAUAGUUGUUUCUGUGGACUGUGCUGAACCAGAUAAUUUGAGGGAUGAAUUGCCCGUAAUACCUAAUAUCUUUGCAAAAAUCGUUAGAGCAAAUAGACCAGUAUAUACUACUGGCAUGUACUUAAAAGGAGUCCCUACUACGCCCGAGGAUCAAGUUUAUUUAUGCAGGUAUCAAGAUUAUCAUCCAUUAGCGUCUAUACUCGAAGAUGGCGAUAUAAUACAGGUUGGCUUGGGCAACUUACCCAUUACAGGGAUUGAACUGAAGAAAUGUGGGAUACAUUUAGUUUAUGAAUGUGAUGAUGAUUAUGAAGGUAAUGAAGAAUCAUUGGAUGAAAGCCAACAAUCUGUAUCAGAAAGGUUAACACGGUUUUAUGGGGCCUCUGACAGAGAGAGCAAUAUCUUCAGCUCGGACUCAGCCCAAGAAGAUGGGGAAGGGGAAAGAACGCAGAGCUUUUUUAGCUUUGUCAAGGAGAUUUUCUGUGCUUUAAAGUACCUUCUAUUUAGGAGGUUUUCAACCCAUGAGCGUGGAUUCUUCAUUUAACUUGACAUACUCGUGUUAAAUGUGUAUUUUGUGUGAUUGUUUAUGCGGUGAAUAAUAAUGCUUAGAUUGUUAUGCAGUGAAUACUAAUCUAGGUUUGCUGAGAGAGCUCUCUUUUAACCAAUCUGCUGUAAAGAAAAUGCCUGAUUCCAUUGAAAAUCUGAAAAUCUUGUGGAAUGAAGAUUGAGAAUGUGCAGGGGGUUCAUCUCACUUCCUGAUUUCCUUGGCAA